Exophiala spinifera is the source of this 987-nucleotide messenger RNA. RefSeq lists its product as uncharacterized. The record is from RefSeq and is a predicted model, not a curated record. The transcript has a single exon. NCBI's taxonomy places the organism in Eukaryota, Fungi, Ascomycota, Eurotiomycetes, Chaetothyriales, Herpotrichiellaceae. The coding region runs from base 1 to 987 and encodes 328 amino acids.
AUGCCUGCUCGCACAGAGACCGGGACGUCUCAAGCCGAUGCAACUGACAUUCUUCUCGCGAAACUCGAUCAGCCUACCUUUGACGCAGUCGACUUCCUGAAUGCCAGCCUUCCGGUCCUUAACCUUUCAUCCCAAUCGCAGCUUCAGAAGACAGCCAGGUCUACCCAGAUUCAAAGCGCCUCGGCUGAUACGCUGUCAUUACUAUCGACCUUGAAUACUGCGAACGUUCGCGCCUCCUCUGACUUGACCUCUCUCACGGACGAGAUCAUACGUAGUGGCAAUCGCCUGGCGUACGAGGUGGAAGUUCUUCGUGGUGAUGUCAAUGGCAUGCAUGAGCUCUUAACAGAGUCACUACGAGAAGACAUUGCGCAUUUUGUUCUGGCCGCAACGAAUGCACCGAGCUCGACGGCAGAUACAGAUGCGUCGACAUCAAACGAGGAACCCGAGUUCAUGUCCCAACUGCGUUUAUUGGGCAAGGUCAAAGCACGUUUGGAAGCUGUCAUCGGCAUCUUUGGAGAAGCCAUGAAGUGGCCAGUACCCCCCUCAGAAGUUUCAGUGACUUCGUCCUUGAUAUCGGUCUCGGCACCUGAAUUAGGAAUUCAAAGCACAGAGGCCGACGAGAAGGCGUGGGAAUCUCUUAAGGGGAUUCGCGCGGAUAUCAACGAGCUACUCAAAUCUGAUGGGGGAAGCUAUACAGGCCUCGAGGCAGCAGCGCAAAGAGUGGAAGAGUUCAGGCAAUUAGCCCAGGUAUGGAAGGGCACCAGCGAAGAGAAAGCAAGAACCAAGUUUGUCGAUACGUUGGCAAAGUCUGUGGAAGACAGGAGGAAAACACUGGACAGCCGUGAAGUCUCGCGAGGUGCAAGAACAGACGGUCUGCAUCGGCCAAAUUCAGUCAUGGGCAGAAGUACCAAAGGGUUUAAUGAAGGUGGUGCGGCCGGGUUGUUCAGGAAUUUACAGCGUUUGAAGGACGACUUGUAUCUAGAGUAA